Molecule: messenger RNA, 2458 nt
Organism: Talpa occidentalis (Iberian mole)
Lineage: Eukaryota; Metazoa; Chordata; Mammalia; Eulipotyphla; Talpidae
Gene: CD5L
Product: CD5 molecule like
Exons: 6
Coding region: 116-1141 (341 amino acids)
Cellular component (GO): membrane
Source: RefSeq, a predicted model, not a curated record
UGAAGACAUGGUCUGUCUUCCUCUCAGCUCAGCACACUUCAGUGAAAGCAGAGUAUUGCUGCUCUGGGGUCUGCUUUCAGCUUUAAAUUUUGGCUCUUCAUCCACAGCUACCUAGAUGAUGGCUUUGCUGUUCUCCUUGAUCCUUGCCAUUUGCACAGGACCUGGCUUUUCAGAGUCUUCAUCCAGGCUCCGACUGGUGGGAGGCCGCCACCAUUGUGAAGGUCGGGUGGAGGUGGAACAGGAAGGUCUGUGGGGCACCAUUUGUGAUGAUGGCUGGGACAUAAAAGACGUUGCUGUGGUAUGCCGGGAGCUGGGCUGUGGAGCAGCCAAGGGGGUGCCCUAUGGUAAUUUAUAUAAGCCACCAGCAGCAGAAGAACAAAAAGUCCUCUUCCAAGAUGUCAAUUGCAUAGGGAUGGAAGAUGCACUGUCUCAAUGUGAUAAAAGUGAAGAUGUUUUUAACUGCCUUCAUCAGGAGGAUGCGGGUGCAUCCUGUGAGAUCCUAGAGAGCUUGCGGUUGAUUGAUGGCCCGGGGCGCUGCAAGGGGCGUGUGGAAGUGAAGCACCAAGAUCAGUGGGGUACUGUGUGCAUGUCGGAAAGAGGCCUCCCAGCUGCAAAGGUGAUGUGCCGACAGCUAGGGUGUGGGAGGGCCACACUGACCCAGAGAUGCUGCAAAAAGAAUACCCAGGGCCAAGGGCCCAUCUGGCUGAGCCAGUUGUCAUGCUCAGGACAAGAAAAAAGCCUUGUGGACUGCCCUUCUGGACUCUGGGGGGAGAACAACUGUACCCACGAUGAAGACAUGUGGGUUGAGUGUGAAGAUCCUUUCGAUCUGCGGCUGGUAGGAGGAGACAAUCGCUGCUCUGGACGACUGGAGGUGUUGCACAACGGGGUGUGGGGCUCUGUCUGUGAUGACGACUGGGGAGAAAAGCAGGACCAGGUGGUAUGCAAGCAACUGGGCUGUGGGGAGUCCCUCUCUCCAUCUGCCAAAGUCCGGAAAAGCUUUGGUCCUGGGGUUGGCCGCAUCUGGCUGGAUGAUGUUCGUUGCUCAGGGAAGGAGGAGUCCCUAGAGCAGUGCCGGCACAGGUUCUGGGGAUAUCACAACUGCAACCACAAGGAAGAUGUGGGUGUGGUCUGCUCAGAAUAGUAACCUGAUCUUACUGAUGCUUGAAUGCCCGCGCUGGACCUGAGUACUUUCUACUUUUUCAUGGACCCUGAUUGGCCCAGCAUGAGCACGGGGCCUGCAGGCUUUAUCCACCUCCUCAGCAGGAGUCUGAACACUGCUUAUGCUUCCCUUUCAGAGCCAAGCACCCCAUCAUUGAUUGGAGAGAUGAAUUGUUGAGUUCCUUCCUGAUGGGAAAGAUGGACUCUCAGUCAUUUCUUUAUCACUGCUGAUUUUUUAUCACUGACUGUCCUCUCCUCUCUCAUCUCAACAUGCUUGAGAUCCCCAGACCUGUUACUCUCUGCAAUGCAAGCCAUUAAUAGGCAAGUUGUAUGUCUGUAAAGAACAUAAAAGGAAUGAGACCACUAAAAGAACACUUGAAAGAAAAUUUGGUAGACAGUUACAUGAAACUUGGGGGGAACAAUCUCAGAGUUUUUGAACUCUUUUUCUCAAAUUUUAAGUGAUUACAACAAUUAGUAACACCUCAUUUCUCUCCUAUUCUUUGGUGAAAGUAGACGAUUUUCUCAGGAAGAGAGUAAUAUUCUGUAAUCCUAGACAUUUUCAUGACACAUGGGAGUAGGUGGUGCAUCUCCUAAUUGCUCCCAACAAAAUACCUUUGUUGACUAUCUGUAUACAACUUGCCAUCCUGGUUGGCAUUUAACAAGAGUCUCACAGAUGCCCUUUACUUUAUCCAAUGGAAAGUACUUGGGACUGCCUUUGGGAGAAGGGAAAUAAGAUUAAGUCGAGAACAUUUGGGGAGAUCCAGAGUUGUGUCUUACACCAAUCAGAUGAUCAUUUUCAUUUUAUGAACCUUGAGGUCAGCAAGUCUGAGUGAGCAUUGACAGAAUAAUACUAACAACAUCAAGACAAUUCUAAAAAUGGACUUCAGAUGCUGAGGCUAGGUUGAGUACCUGUAUUAUACCUACAAUAGUGCUAUUUAAUAAAGUAGAGCUCUCAGUCUCAGCACUUGCCAGUCCAUGUGACAUUUUUUUCUGUCCAUGGGGAAUCAGGUGUGUCAGCUUCACAGGGAUGGCUCUUUAGAUAAGAUUAGGUAGAAGUGAACCUAUCAGCAGAUAGUAACAUAUGUGUAAUGUAGCUCUCUCCUCUGGAUGUGGGACUCUCUCCCUGUUUUUCUCUUGCUCCAGCCUGUGAACGCACUCCUGCACUUGAAUGAUGUAGGUCCAAUAACCAACUCUGAUGUCAAGCCCUUCUAAUCCUAUAUCAAUUUUGCUUUUCGUCUAACAGUGUGUUUAUAUCUCUUUUCCCAAGACAUAUCAAUCUCUGGCCUCUGACUCUGAGUAA